ACGCACCACCUUUUACUUCUUCGUCAUUUCCAUUUGGGUCCAUUUCUUUGUCAACAUUAAGCCCUCUAAAAUUCAGCUUCACUUAAAAAAAAAAUUAAAUUAAAACAAUAUUAUAUUCGCAUCCCUCGUUUUCCCUUUCUCUAACCAAAGCAAAAAAAUAUAAACCAAAAAACUCUUCUCCCAAAUCCAAUCUAAACUUGUCUUCUCCAUCCAAUCAUUGUUUUUGGUGCUCUCUUUUUUAUUGCUAAGAAUGUGAUUGUCUGUGAGUGGUUGAGUUGGGGAAAGGAAGAAGCAUCAUGAAUUGGGGAGAAUGGGCCAAGUUGAAGGAGUGCGCGAGGGAGUUCAUGGUUGGUGUGGCGGAGAUGACGGUGGAGUUUGGAAAAGGGUGCAGAGACAUUGUGAAGCAGAGUUUUGUGAACGAUGACUCUUAUAUUAUCAGAAAUUUAGGAAGAGAUUCCUACAUUGGGAGGAGAGUGAGAGAACCCUGCGUUAAGCUUUUCUCCAAAUUGAGUUUCUUCAACGACUACUUACCAGAGGAUAAGGAUCCUCUUCACGCUUGGUUCGUCAUUUUCUUCGUUUCGCUACUUGCUUUUUUAGCUCUGUAUGCAAAUUUUGAGCGUGAUCCGUGUGGCUCUGCUCCUUUGGUGAAGCAAGUGUUUGUGCAUCCUCCUAGUGCUACUCGCGUAGUGCUUCCCGAUGGAAGACACAUGGCAUAUAAAGAGCGUGGUGUUUCUGCGGACAAAGCUAGAUUUUCAAUGAUUGCUCCUCAUAGUUUUCUUUCCUCUCGCCUUGCAGGAAUUCCCGGAGUUAAAGAUUCACUGCUGGAAGAGUUCGGCAUUCACUUGUUGACAUACGAUCUUCCUGGUUUUGGGGAGAGUGAUCCUCAUCCCAAACGGAAUCUGGAAUCGUCAGCAAUGGAUAUGGCGUUUUUAGCGGAUGCUCUUGGUCUGAACAAGUUUUGGGUCGUUGGUUACUCAAGUGGCAGCAUGCAUGCUUGGGCUGCACUCAGAUACAUUCCUGAUAGACUUGCAGGUGCAGCCAUGUUUGCUCCCAUGGUGAAUCCUUAUGAUCCUAUCAUGACAAAGGAAGAGAGGCGAAGAACUUGGAACAAAUGGACACGAAAAAGAAAAUUCAUGUACUUCUUGGCUCGGAGGUUUCCUAGACUUCUUGCUUUCUUCUAUCAGCGAAGCUUCUUGUCAGGAAAGCAUGGUCAGAUUGAUAGGUGGCUGUCAUUAUCUCUGGGGAAAAGGGAUAAAGCAUUGAUGGAAGAUCCAAUCUAUGAGGAAUUUUGGCAAAGGGAUGUGGAGGAAUCAAUCAGACAAAGAAAUGCGAAACCCUUUGUGGAGGAAGCUUCUUUGCAGGUCACAAAUUGGGGUUUCAGCCUUUCAGACCUUAAAUUGCAGAAGAGAAAACAGAGUAGUGAUGUGCUCAGUUGGCUCAAGUCAAUGUUCACUGAAAUUCAGGAAUAUACCGGAUUUCUUGGCCCUAUACAUAUAUGGCAAGGAAUGGAUGAUAAAGUGGUUCCCCCAUCAAUGACUGAUUUUGUGCACCGCGUACUACCUGGAGCUGCGGUACAUAAACUUCCAUAUGAAGGUCAUUUCACCUAUAUCUACUUUUGUGAUGAAUGCCACAGACAGAUAUUUACUACACUAUUUGGAACACCACAAGGCCCACUCAGCAUUUCUUUAGAAGUAGAUCAAACUACCCUAGGAGUCAACAUUGAAAAAGAAGCAGCAGUAAGCAAUGGUGAUUAUGCCACAAACUAGAAGUACACAUAACAAGAUAGAAAUGCUCUUUUCUUUUUUCCAUUUUUCUGAGAGAACAUCACAAUUUAUGAUGUAAAUACCUUAUAGUUUUGCUUCAUCGCCAAUGGAGCAGUAUAGGAAAGAAAAUAAAUUGUGUUUCUGCGCCUUUUGGGCUGUUGAACUGGCCUGUCCUACAAAUAUGUAUAUGGAGUCCUCCUUUACCCGACAGCUCCCACGAUCCCCAUUCCCCUUCCCAUCGUCGUAACUGAAAUACAAAAGCUUGCUUUUGGUAGUAAUCAGACAUGACAACAAUAUGAGUUCAUAUUUGAGUAGCAAACGAUGUAGUUUAAUUCAUAAAAUUUACUGUUUAUAAAUAAAAAAACCAGCUGUCACUUC
Abrus precatorius (Indian licorice) is the source of this 2141-nucleotide messenger RNA. RefSeq lists its product as uncharacterized. The transcript has 6 exons. The record is from RefSeq and is a predicted model, not a curated record. Lineage: Eukaryota; Viridiplantae; Streptophyta; Magnoliopsida; Fabales; Fabaceae. The coding region runs from base 297 to 1766 and encodes 489 amino acids.